Molecule: messenger RNA, 249 nt
Organism: Fusarium poae
Lineage: Eukaryota; Fungi; Ascomycota; Sordariomycetes; Hypocreales; Nectriaceae
Exons: 2
Coding region: 1-249 (82 amino acids)
Biological process (GO): copper ion transport
Cellular component (GO): cytosol
Molecular function (GO): metal ion binding; copper chaperone activity
Source: RefSeq, a predicted model, not a curated record
AUGGCCGACACACACACCUACGAGUUUGACAUUGCCAUGAGCUGCGGCGGCUGCUCUGGCGCUAUCGACCGCGUCCUCAAGAAGCUCGAGGGCGUCGAGAGCUACGAAGUCUCCCUCGAGAACCAGUCCGCCAAGGUCAUCACCGCCCUCCCUUACGAGACCGUCCUCCAGAAGAUCGCCAAGACCGGAAAGACUGUCAAGUCGGCCAAGGCGGAUGGUGUCGAGCAAUCGGUCGAGGUUGCUGCUUAA